Nycticebus coucang (slow loris) is the source of this 6305-nucleotide messenger RNA. RefSeq names its product Myb/SANT DNA binding domain containing 2 (gene MSANTD2). The record is from RefSeq and is a predicted model, not a curated record. The coding region runs from base 4648 to 5637 and encodes 329 amino acids. The transcript is spliced from 4 exons. Lineage: Eukaryota; Metazoa; Chordata; Mammalia; Primates; Lorisidae.
AGAACUUGGUAUUGGUUGAGAAUCAAAAUUUCCUGAGUUUUAUAUUCUAUGCAAGAAUCUCAUCUCAUGAAGAGAGUUUUGAUCAGUUAUAAACCCAAAGUGGCUGAGUCAUUGAUAGCCAGAUUCAGAAUGAAGUGCCAGCUGAUAGCGUUCAGUCCUGGACAGUUCCCCACAAAGCCUGAGGCUCCAGAGAGGUAAGAUCUCUUUGUCUGCGGUGGUCAUCCUGUCUGAUGUUGUCAGAGUCAGGAAAUGAGUCUUUUUCCCUUUCUAUCUUUAGAGUUACCUUAUAUUCUUCAAUUUUUUUAUUUGUUUAAUUUUAAGGUGUGGAAAUAAAAUUUGGACGGGGCCGCAGAGCUUCUUCCUUUGGCAGGUGACCCCCUCCUCCCGAAAGCUAUUACAAGGAUAAUAGCUGGUUCGAUGCCCAGAACUGAAUGCUGUGCUCCAGCUGUGGCCUCACCGGUGCUGAAUAGAGAGGAAGAGCCACCUCCAUAGCUUACAUGUGAUUCCUCUGCUUAUACAACCCAAUACUGGAUUUACUUACUUUGGCAAGAUAGCUGCAUUGUGCACUGUAUUUAAUGUUACGUGUACUGUAACCCCGGGUCUUUCUCUGCAUUGCUGCCGUUAAACCCCCAAUCCUGCCAAUCUAAAACCCCUGCCUUUGUUCACCUGACCCCCUCCCCCGUAGACUCCCCAUGCAUUCAUCCACAAUGAAUGUCAUCUUUUUAUUCUCUCGUUUCCUUUUACUCUAAUAUUAAACUUGGCAAAACUUUCCCCUCUGUCCUAUAAAUGAUCAGUUGUCAGCCAUCUUACUCCCACACCCCCCACCCCACCCCCACCCCCGCUUUGGUAAUGGGACAUCUUUCAGAUCUUGUCUCUGGUUCUUUCCUUUUUGUAGUCAGUAAGCACCUGGCCUGGUGGAUUUAGGAAGCAUUUACCUGGCAUUUCUUCCAAAUCAAAUACUCCUGAACUCCUCUGGUUUGCCCGCCUGAUCCAGGUGUCACUUGUGCUUCAGUUCUCCUGUCCAGAUUUUCUUGGCUCCUCCUGGCCUCUGUCCCUACGGCUUCAUUCAAGAAAUAGUAUUACCUCUCAGCUCUUAUUCCAGGGAGGGCACAGAAACUUAACAUCCAUUUACCAGGGAAAUUUCUGACAGCAAGGCAAAUGAUUAUUUUUACUUGUGAGUAGUUUUUAAUAAUUUUAAGCAAAUUUCCCCCCAAGAUCUUCAUUUUUAGCUUAAGUUACUAUAGAUUUCCAAAAUGAGUGAAGGAGGAGAAGGAAGGGAAGCAAGGUUUUUGUGUUGACUGGGCUGUGGCUCUCUGUGAAGGCCAGAGUAAGGCUCUUGUUGGAUUUGGUAGCUGUCUGAAAUGGGAGGUGAGACUUCUGUUUGUCCUGGAUUCAGGGGCUUUAUUGUAAUCUCAGAUUUAGAGUUUGCUUUUAAGUUGGUUUAUUCGGGGCUGUUGACACAGACACGCAGUCUUUUAAUUAUAUGCCUUGGUUAAGCAUUUAGAGUGUGGAAAGCAUAACCUUUUUUGAUUUAUUAUGGUCUCUAUGGGUCCUUUCUAUCCAUCUCUAAAUUCUAUCGAGUUUAACUAAAUCCCAUUGUUUGUUAUAGUAGCAGUCAAACUGAUGUUUGAGUUCUUACUUUUUUUUCCUAGUUGAUGUGUCCUAUUUAAACAGCCUCUCCUUGGAUCUAUGGUCUUUACUGAACCCAGAAGUUACCUCUUCAGCGUAUUUAUAUCUUGAGAGAGUUAAAGUCAAUUUGGAAAUCUUUCUAAUAUUAUUUCAAUACAUCAGAUUCCUAUCACGGGUUUAUAAGUUACCAAACAUCUUUAGAAACCUGGUGGAUAUUUUACAGAUCAGCAUAUUGCACUGUAAAAGCGUAUUACAAAAGUACACAAAAUAAGAGGCGGCAAGAUCUGUCAGCCUCCUUUGAUGAAAUAUAAAAUAUACCAGUAUUCUCCCAUGUCUACUACUAGUUUCCUUAUUCACAAUUACAUAAGUUCAAUUUUAUGGUUUCAAAGAGAAUAAGAGUCUGUGGCUUCCCACCAUGUAUUUCACCAAAGACUAGUGGCUUUGCUUAUGCCUGGUAAGUGUGGUACCUUUCUUCAAAGGAACGUUAGUUUUAUUCCCUGAGUUUUGUAAUAACACUCGGGGUAAAAGCUGAUGGGCUGUUUUGUGUGCUGGAUGCUUUUCUCUAGGCCGUCAGUAAGUAGUGGGCAGUGGCCUGGUCUCCUUCUCCAUUUAUGGCCUUGGAAGGGUGAAAGGGGCAUGGUUGGGACUGUCCAUUUACGGUCCUUGGAGGAGUUGAAAAGAGUGGUUGGGGUGUUCUUGGAGGCAGAAACUAGACAUUGUGAGAUAAAAAUAAAUUGUCAGGAGUUGUUUGCAAUUUAAAUUCCAAUCCCUGCAAGGAGGGCAGAGGGCACUGGGAAAAGGGAAUCUGUAGAAGUUAAAUGGGACCUACUGUGAGGAUUUGUCUCCUUCUGUUGGAAGGUUUACCCGUGACACGUGUUUCCCAAGUUCGUGUUUCUGGUUUGUUCUGGGAAGUUUUGUCUUAUGUAGUUGUGACUGUCCUUUAUAAAUAGAAGGAAGAAGCACUUUUGAAGAGAUUGUAUUAUUGGAAACCUCAGUUCUCUGAGGCCUCAUUUGAGCCCCCCCAGAAGAGAUCUAGAGAAAGGGAGAAGGAAGCAGGUGCUUCUGCAGGGGGUAGGCAGGCUGGCUUUAGGGUGGGAGGCUCUGAUCACGGCUCUGUUUGUGUGUGAGGAAGAUCAUCAUAUGGUGUGCUUUAUUAUUCUUUUUACCCAUCUGGAUCUCUGGCCUCAAGGGUCAGAUUUACAAAAUAUUUGAUAGAGUAUCUUAUAGAUUGUCAGCUGCGAUUUAAAGAUACUGAACUUUCAUGGAGGCUCUAUAAAGAUGUUAAGAGUUGUUUUAGUUUGGUGAGAAGGGUUAAUAUUUUGGCUUAUGGAAAGUAAUCUCACAUGAGGAGAAAUGCGUAUAUAUUAAGUCUGAGCUGAACUGGCUUUGCACAGUUGAGUUAGAAAGUAUUUGGGAGGCACUAAGGAAAAGGGGUCUUGUCUCUGGAGAAAAUUCUUAGAGUGAAACUCGGGAAAAUAGAAGAGAAAGUAUAAAUAACAAACGGAGAAAGAGAUAAUAUAGUGACUGAAUGUAGCUAAACUAAAUUUGGAAGCUGGGACUUAAAUUCUUGGUUUAUCAUUUGAAAUAGAAAAUAGCACAAGGGCUGGGCAUGGGUGGCUCAUGCCUAUAAUCUUACCACUUUGGGAGGCUGAACCGGGCCAGAUUGGCGGAGCUCAGGAGUUCAAGACCAGUCUGAGCAAGAACAAGACCUGGUCUCUAAAAAGAAAAAAAAAAAAUAGCUGGGCAUCGUGGCAGACUCCUGUAGUCCCAGCUACAUAGAAGGCUGAGGCAAGAGGAUUGCUUGAGCCCCAGAAUUUGAGGUUGCUGUGAGUUAUGGCUCCACAGCACUCUAUUGAGGGUGACAAAGUAAGACUCUGUCUCCACAAAGAAAAAAGCAGGCACAGGAUAUACCAUUACACUCAGGAAACUGGGCUAAUAAUGAGAAAUAUGUCUUAGAAAUAGAAACCUUGCAGAAAAUGGAAGAGUAGUGGAAGGUGAUUAGGGUUUAUGUGUGGAUUGCAUGUUAUUGCUGUGUACCAUGUGGCAGAAAAAGAAGUGAAAAAUUUUAACUCCCCUCUACCUUGUUCUUCCCACCCCCAGGAGAAAUUAUUGGCCUUAUCUGUUGGUUUGUGGCAAUGUGAGUUGGUAGUAUAGACUAGUAAAUUGUCUAUAGAUGGAGGUAUUAGCAUACUGUUUCUUGAUAAUUGAUACUUGAGAUUGGGAAUUUGUAGCAUUAUUUACUUGACCUCUGUUUUAAAUUUUAGCAGCUUCUACAAAGAUUAAGUUAGUAAAAAAUACAGACUAUAUAAGUAGUAUGUUUUACUAGCUAAUUUGUGUAGGCAGUCGUUUUUGCCCUGAAUUUCUUCUUAAUCAAGAGUAAGGAAGUCAUUCUUCACUCUGGGAAAUUCUUCUUUCUCUCCUCCCUUCCCUCACUUUUUCCAAAUUCUGGGCACAAUAGCAGCUCUCUCUCUUCUGUGGCAGGUGUGCAUCCUAUUGGCUGGCUGGUAUUUCUUGUUUCCCACCCCCCCUUUAUUCUUUUUAAAUGGGGGUGGGGGUAUAAAAGUAUGUGUAUGGGGUACAUGCAAUAAUGUUGUAACGUUUCUUGUUGUUUAAUGGAUAAUUAAUUGCAAAAUAAUUGUUUGAAUUAUAACAUGUUUGAAUAAAUGCUAAAUAGUAUUUUUUUUUCUAAUAUAAUAAUGAAUUUGAAAUCUAGCAUUCCUGUAACAAUGUGUCUCUGUUUGUCUGUCUGUGUCUGUCUAAUAGUAAUUAAUAUCUGUGGUCCGUACCUGGAAGAGGAAGUACAGCUUUAAAGGAAUAACACAAGACUUUGUGUCUUAGACCCUUCGCAGGUGUUACAGUCGGGUGAAAGAACAUGGUGUUGGGAAAAGAAAGAGCAGUUACACAUUUGAACAGUUGGAACAGGUGUUUGGUCAGGGAGGAUGGGAUGCUCAGCCCUGCCAGCCUGUACUUAUUAACAGUAGUGGCUUGUACCAGGAGCUGGAGUCAGAUGGCAGCACUAUGGAGGACUAUUCACAGGAGGACUGGGGAGACCACAGUCGGGAUCUCCAUGGCUAUCCAACAGAUCAGGAAUUGGAUGAAAUACCUGUCACAAAGAGAACAUUAAAAAUAAAACAAGAGUCUUCUGAAGAAGUACAGAAGAGAGACAUCAUGCAGAAUAUUGUACAGAUUUUGGAAUCGGUACAGUUGAAGUGGGAACUGUUUCAGAGCUGGACAGACUUUUCAAGGCUCCAUCUUUCUAAUAAACUGGCCAUUUUUGGAAUUGGUUACAACACCCGUUGGAAAGAGGAUAUUCGGUACCAUUAUGCUGAAAUCAGCUCCCAGGUGCCUCUCGGCAAGCGACUUCGGGAGUACUUCAACUCUGAGAAGCCUGAGGGGCGGAUCAUUAUGACCCGAGUGCAGAAAAUGAACUGGAAAAACGUUUACUACAAAUUCUUAGAGAUCACUAUUAGUGAAGCUAGGUGCUUGGAGCUACACAUGGAAAUUGACUGGAUACCCAUUGCCCACUCCAAACCAACUGGUGGGAAUGUUGUUCAGUAUUUAUUGCCUGGAGGCAUUCCUAAAAGCCCCGGCCUUUAUGCCAUUGGCUAUGAAGAAUGUAUUGAGAGACCCCUGUCACCCCAUAUGGAGCAGCAUUCUCUGGAUACAGGAAAAGAGGGCCAAGUUGACCUGGAAAGCCUUUCAGCACAAGCCUCAUUACAGGUGGAAAUAGAACCCACCCGAAUUAUCUAUUGCUACCUCGGGAUUGCUGAGGUCAGGACUCUGCAGCAAUGCUUAUUUUUACAUUUCCAAGCAAAUACCAAAACCUUCAGCAAAGAUUGGGUUGGUAUUAAUGGGUUUUUGUCCCAGAACUGUAUUGUGGAUCCCGGUGUUUCCCCCAAAUCCAUCUAUAUCAAAUUUGUGGAAGUAGAGAGGGAUUUUCUUUCUGCUGGCUCUUUAGUUGAGUGCCUGGAAAAAGCUAUUGGCUACCCCUUAAAAUUUAACAACUGAAUAUCAUCCUUCAUAAGGAUUUUGGCUUUUACCUCCUCCUCCUCCACUGUUUCCCGUUACCCAGACUGUUCCUCAUCGAGAUGCUGCCAUCAGACUCUUCAUGGAAAUUCUUUCCACAACUGGGGCCAGUACAACUUCUAAGGAAUUGUAGCAGACUCUGGGCAGAACAAACAGACCCUACCUGAAAAUGCUCAUUUUGAGCGAGCAAGAUUUAUAGCGAACUUGCAUGGUGGGUCAGCUAUUUCUUUUUUAAAGACAAAAAAACAAUUUUUAAAUGAAUUUUAAAGCCCUAAUAUAAACAAAUUGUAGGUACAUUCCAUAUUGGACAAAACUUAUACUUUGAGUUUCAUAUGAAAUUGAAAAUUGUAUUUUUUUCACAACGUUUUGUUUUUACACAUCUCUCUAUAAGUAAUAUUUACAACCCUGAAUAAAUAAGCAAUAGAUAAUGGCAAGUUAAAUCUUGAGUCACAGCAAAUAAGACUGUUUUGCAAUAUCUCCCUUAACUACUAUUGUAUAUAAUUUAGAGUUUCAUUUUUUUUUCACCAACCAAGUGUUUUGCUAUUUCCAAUCAGUGUUGCCUGCAAAGACCUUUGUUUCUGUGAUGUACCAACUUUACGGUUGUGUUGCCGUUUCAACUUUUUAAAAAAAAAUUAAAGUAAUUCCUGGCC